CAAAGCUAUGUGGUACACGUUUAUCAUCGAGACGUCGUGCAUAUGUAUGUGUUUGACAUCCAUAUUGACGGAAUUUCGAAGAGGAAAUUUAACUUAUAGGGAAUGGUUACCAUAUGACUAUUCCUCUGAUAUAUUUUUAUUUUGUGUCACGUACUUCCAUCAAUUGAUAAGCUUGACGGCCGCGUCCAUUGUGAACGUCGCCUGUGAUAACAUAAUCUGGGGAUUAUUGUUGCAUAUCUGUGGCCAGAUCGAGAUAUUGGAAUGCCGGCUGGAAAGAUCUCUGCGCAACCAAAGCGACUUCGGCGAAUGCGUAUAUCUGCACGAUCGCAUCUACAAAUACGCACGCGUGAUAAAUAGAAAAUUCAAUUUUAUCAUUGCCGUUCAAUUCAUAGCGAGCACACUCGUGAUAUGCUCCAAUUUGUAUCGACUAGCGAAGACUGAGUUAAGCGCGAAGUAUGUUGAAGUGGCGUUGUACACAAACUGUAUGCUAAUACAAAUUCUAAUCUACUGCUGGUACGGAAACGAAGUGAAGCUAAAGAGCACUCAACUUGGCGAUCGGAUCUUCAGUAUGAACUGGCUGGUAUUAGACAAGAAAAUGAGAAAAAAUCUUAUAAUGAUUAUGAACCGUUCUCUAAUCCCUAUCGAAUUUUCCAGUGCUCAUAUUUUUACGAUGAACCUCGAGUCCUUUGGAAAGCUUCUUAAAGCGUCGUAUUCAAUAUAUAAUGUACUUCAAAUUAUGUAAAAGGAGACUGCAUAUGUGAAAAAUGUUUAUCUAAAAGUAAGAUUCAACGUGUAAAAAUAAUUGUCGAAUUCAAAUUAAAAGCAAUGUAUUUGUAUAAAAUAGCCUAUCACGGUGGUGGCUUAUUACAGGCUAAUUACAGCUAAUGGAUCAAAUGAUAAGAAAAUUAUAUUUUUUAGAAAUACAUUACUUGUUAUUGAUUACGUAUAUCUCGUAAAGAAAUACCUGGGUAUGAAAGAAUAGAUCCCAUUAGCAAAUCUCCAAGUAUUCGGCUAUGAUAUUGUAUAAGUUUGCGACAAACAUUUUUUUAACAUAUACACUAUCAGUAUAGGAAUUGAUGAAGAAUGAUACGUACUAUAUCAUGAAACUGUAGCAGUGACAAUAAU
Molecule: messenger RNA, 1125 nt
Organism: Odontomachus brunneus
Lineage: Eukaryota; Metazoa; Arthropoda; Insecta; Hymenoptera; Formicidae
Product: odorant receptor 33a-like
Exons: 4
Coding region: 8-742 (244 amino acids)
Biological process (GO): detection of chemical stimulus involved in sensory perception of smell; sensory perception of smell
Cellular component (GO): plasma membrane
Molecular function (GO): olfactory receptor activity; odorant binding
Source: RefSeq, a predicted model, not a curated record